Messenger RNA from Prorocentrum cordatum, 501 nucleotides. Lineage: Eukaryota; Dinophyceae; Prorocentrales; Prorocentraceae. The record is from the annotation of a GenBank genome assembly.
AUGGCGCGCUUGGUCCUCACCAACUCCCGCGAGCUGGCAGAGGUCACCGCAACGGUGUACGACAGGAUGAUGGUGCCGGCGGACUGCCGUCUGGUGGAGGCGUGCGUCAAGGCUGGCAAGGCGUACGACGACCGCAGCCAGGAGCUUCGCCAGGCCGUGAAGAACGGGGACGAGGUGGCGUAUGCGGACGAGGAGAUGCAGGAUCUGGUUCGUGGGACGCUGGCGGAGGUCUCGAAGUAUGAACUCCAAGAGAUGGGCCAGCUGGUGCGCAUGUUCAAGCUGAAGGUCCACAAGCCGCAGGAGGGCGUGCAGAAGAUGGCGCACUUCGCGUGGGCCCUCGACCAUUCGCACCGUGCCGCCGACGACCUGAACGCGACCAUCCGCUCCCUCUUCACGAAGGCAGGCGGCACGAGGUUGACGGGCGCAGCUCCGCGGGGCCCUCUGGAGAGGGAGAUCAGCCGCCUGCUGCAGGGCAAGGGCAAGGGCAAGGGCACGGCGUAG